Neurospora tetraspora is the source of this 1643-nucleotide messenger RNA. Its product is annotated as putative3-oxoacyl--synthase. Gene Ontology annotation, biological process: fatty acid biosynthetic process. Gene Ontology annotation, cellular component: mitochondrion. Lineage: Eukaryota; Fungi; Ascomycota; Sordariomycetes; Sordariales; Sordariaceae. Bases 137 to 1444 code for a protein of 435 amino acids. Gene Ontology annotation, molecular function: 3-oxoacyl-[acyl-carrier-protein] synthase activity. The transcript is spliced from 3 exons. The record is from RefSeq and is a predicted model, not a curated record.
CUUUGUGCAUAUUCACAUAUCAAAAGUUAUUAUCGUCAUCACUCACCCGUCCCCGCACAUAGUUGUCUCUCACCACAACUGUCACCUGGCACCUCUUCCUUAGACUCUUCCCCGUCCAAAAUAACAUGGAAAGAUAAUGAGACGAGUGGUAGUGACAGGCCUCGGUGCCAUCACUCCCUUGGCCGUCGGCGUCCGCCCCACCUGGCGCCGGCUCUUGGACUCUCACUCAGGCAUCGUCAGCGUCGCCGACCUCGAGCCCCAGGACAAAUGGAAAGAACUCACCAGCACUGUGGCUGGCCUUGUUCCUACGGCUUUGAGAAACAAGCAGAAUGUUGCUGAGGAGCAGACUUGGAAGGCCGGGGACUGGCUGGAACCGUCAGACCAGAGACGCAUGUCCCUCUUUGCCCAGUAUUCUGUUGCUGCUACCGAGAUGGCCCUGCAAGAUGCUGGAUGGAAGCCCACGAAGCAGGAAGACCUUGAGGCUACAGGCGUCUGCAUGGGAAGUGGAAUCGGCAACUUGGAUGACAUUUAUAGCACCAGUGUCACGUAUGACAAAGAAGGCUACAAGAAGGUCUCCCCUCUCUUCGUUCCCAAGAUUCUCAUCAACCUCGGGGCCGGCCACAUCGCCAUGCGCUACGGUUUCCGUGGACCCAACCACUCCGCCACCACCGCUUGCACCACCGGCGCUCACUCCAUCGGUGACGCCUCCCGUUUCAUUGCCUUUGGCGACGCCGAUGUCAUGGUCGCCGGCGGCUCUGAGUCGUGUAUUCACCCUUUAACUUUUGCUGGCUUUGGUCGGUCUCGCUCGCUAUCUACCGCGUACAACCACGAUCCGACAUCCGCCUGCCGACCCUUCGACAAGGACCGCGCCGGCUUCGUGGUAGCUGAGGGUUCUGCUGUCCUUAUUCUGGAGGAGCUCGAGCACGCCAAGAGACGCGGCGCCAGGAUCUUGGCCGAGCUGAAGGGGUAUGGAUGCAGUGGUGAUGCGCAUCACAUGACGGCGCCGAGGGAGGAUGGUUCAGGAGCGUUCUUAUCUAUGAAGAGGGCGCUCAAGAACGCGGAUGUGAAGCCGGGAGAGGUGGAUUAUAUCAACGCCCAUGCUACCGGAACGGCUGUGGGGGAUGCGGCUGAGGCGAUUGCCAUUCGGUCGCUGAUGAUGGGCGAAGAAGGAGUGGACAAUGAAUCCAAGAUUACGGUGAGCAGCACCAAGGGAGCGAUUGGUCAUCUUCUUGGUGCCGCGGGGGCCAUUGAAUCCGUCUUUUCGGUUUUGGCCAUCGCUGAGGGAGCCAUACCCCCCACUCUCAACUUGACCAAUCCCAAUGUCGGUGUUGGAUUCAAUUUUGUCCCUGUUCAGGCGCAGCAAAAGGAAGUCAAGGUGGCCAUGUCCAACAGCUUUGGUUUCGGGGGCACCAAUGCUUCCCUAGUAUUCUCAAAGUUCGAGUAGGCAUCCUAGCUUGAGGCAAUGCUGGGAAGGGCUCCGUGCUAGGUUUGUCCGUUCACUGGCCUGUACAUGUAUCAUUACCACAAGGGCAUAUAGGGCGUUCAUUUUCCGGAUAGAAUCUCACAGAACGGAUAAAGCUCACGCAUUGUAUAUAGAAACGGCGAAAAUCUCACUGUAUAAAUAUAUCAUAUCCAUGGCGCUA